AUGCGGUGUUAAGAUCAGUUAAGAUUGUCGGCGAAACUUUGUGGAUUUAAUUAAUGUCAUUAUUUAUUUUGUACACACUCCGUAAAGGAGGAAAGUAUUUAUGUAAUAUUAAUUGAAACGCGACAAAAGAGAGAGUGAGAGUGGGGGGGAGAGAGAGGGAGAGAGAGAAAGAGAGGGAGAGAAAGAGAGGGAGAGAGAGAGAGAGAGAGAUUAGUAUUAAAGUUACUCGACAUAGGAAUUUCUACAUUUUAAAAACAGUCAAUAAAAGAAUAAGUCAUGGUAAAAGAAUAGCAGUCUGUGCAAAACAUGCAUGCAUGUGUAUUGAAGAAUUUAGAAAGUUACAAAAAACAUGUCAACAUAUCUUAGGAAGUAACUAUGGAGGAGAAAGAUAGUACUGAUGUAUUGGGAGAUGAAGAAUCUGAAGAGACAGAAAAUAUAAUAAUAAAUGAAGUUGAUGGAUUACCUAAUUUGCAUCCAAAUUAUGAACAAUUGGAACUUGAUUUUGAAGGAGAAAAGGGCCAUGAAUUGAAUUCAAGGUCAAUAGAUGAAUUGGUUCAUGAUGAAGAUUUACCAACAUCUGUUAUUGUCACAAAUGUAGAUCCUGGAGUGUUCAAAGUAGAUGAAUUAAAAUCCGGAAUAGAGAAUCUUUUUAAGCAAUUUGGAGAAGAUGCUACAUUCCAAUACUUCAAAUCAUUUAGAAGAAUGAGAGUUAACUAUAAUUCUCCAAGUGCAGCAGCCAGUGCUAGAAUACAAUUACAUCAAACUCAUUUUGGUGAAACUGAUAUUAAUUGUUAUUUUGCACAACCAGUAACACCAAUAGAUAUGGAAGAUCAACAUCUUCAACCACCAGCUCUUACAAAGCAGUUCCUAAUUUCUCCUCCAUCGUCUCCACCUGUAGGGUGGGAGCCACGAGAGGAAAAUGAACCUUUAGUUAACCAUGAUUUAUUAGCAGCUAUAGCAAACUUAUCUGCAGGUGGUAGUCAUGAGUUACACCCAGGAGGUUCUGGACAACCAGGCAUUGUUGUUCACGUAUGUGAAACAGAGAAUCCUAUGAAAAGUGGCCCACGUAUUCAACAUACACGUUGUCCAGAACAUUAAUGAAAUUUAUUUGGAUAAACAUUACACAUAAUACACGUCCAAUAAAUCAUUUAUCCAUCCAAGAAGUAACUAUAAUAAAAAUAUCGUACAAAAACGGCAAUGAACGUAAUUAUAAUUUAUAUCAGUAUGUUGCAAACUCGUUCUUAUUUCUUUUUUUUUUUUUUUUUUAACUUUUGUCAUUAAAGUUAAAUAUUAAAGAGUCAUUAGUCAGUGAACAUGAAAAUUCUUAUAAAAUGUAGGUAUUGAAUAUAUAAUAUUAAAGUUCUAAUCAAAAUUAAGUACAUGAAACUCUUGUUAUAUCAAUGUAAAAAUUCGAAAACACUAUAAAUGUUAUUAUAAUCACUGUUUAAAUGUAGUCUAGAAGUUCUAGACUUAUAUCAGUUUGAAGUGUCUGUUCUGAUUAAAUAUUUUGAUUAAUUUUUAGAUUAUUAAAUGCUAAUUUGGGCUAAAUCAAUAUAUAAAAACGAAAAAUGUACAGUUUAAGAAUUUUUAAAAAUAGGGAUUAUCCUUAGCAAUGAAGAAGUUACAUAUUAUAAAAAAUGUUGGUAAAAAACAUUGAUGUUUCGUGAAACACAAAUUUUAGCUAAAAACAGAUUGGAUAUUAAAUCUCUAACAUCAAAUAAUAAUUGUAUUCUCUGCUGUGUCAUGAAAAUUACUCUUUAUCGCGUAUACUUAAAGCUUCUACAUUAUGCAGUAUUAGACAAUAUGAUAAUACUGAUAAGUAUAACAAAAAACAGAGUAAUGCUGCAUUGAUGACUUAAAUUGUUCUUCAAAUUAUCGAUGUUCCUUGUAUUUUAAAGUAUUGCUCAUUGUUUUACUUUAAUGUUGUGGAAAGCAAAUGUUAUUAUAGUUAGAAGCCUAUAAUAAUUAAUAAAAAAUGAAAACGUCAAUCUGAUCGUAAUCUUCACGUUCAGCAGAUUCUUUGAGAACAUGUUAUUCUAAUGUAAGUUGUGUUUGUGUGUGAAAGUUAAGGUUCAAAUUGUAGUUAUGAUAUUAACAUAUGAUGUACAUAUACACGUGUGCGUGCGUGCGUGUUAUUUUAUGAAUGAGAUAAAACAGAUAUAAACGAUCUUGGAUCAUUUUGUUUUUUCUA
Vespula vulgaris is the source of this 2191-nucleotide messenger RNA. RefSeq names its product protein sarah (gene sra). Gene Ontology annotation, biological process: calcium-mediated signaling. The coding region runs from base 376 to 1098 and encodes 240 amino acids. The transcript has 6 exons. NCBI's taxonomy places the organism in Eukaryota, Metazoa, Arthropoda, Insecta, Hymenoptera, Vespidae. The record is from RefSeq and is a predicted model, not a curated record. Gene Ontology annotation, molecular function: calcium-dependent protein serine/threonine phosphatase regulator activity; nucleic acid binding. Gene Ontology annotation, cellular component: cytoplasm; nucleus.